Messenger RNA from Lymnaea stagnalis (great pond snail), 16486 nucleotides. The record is from the annotation of a GenBank genome assembly. Lineage: Eukaryota; Metazoa; Mollusca; Gastropoda; Lymnaeidae.
AUGGGUCCGUCCAUGACACUGCCGUCAGCUGACCUCACGCCUGCAGAGUUUAGAAAGCGCGGGAAAGAGCUCGUGGACUUCAUAGCAGACUAUUUGGAGGGAUCACGUGACCGACCGGUAAGUUAAAAAGCCUAAAUUAAAAUAUCAUGGGACUUCAUUCAGCAAUCACACAAAAUGUCAUCAAACAUUAUGUUACAUAAUGCAUCCCACAACAAUAGUAAGAGACAAAAAUAGCCUUAAACACAUACGCGAAACCACUGCCGCAUAUAUACGACACUACUGCCACACGUUUACGAAACCCAGAGCCGGCCUUUAGGGUGUGCGACCUGUGACACCACUGCCACAUAAAUACGACACUACUGUCACAUAUAUUAUACGACACCACUUACACACAUUCACGACACCACUUACACACAUUCACGACACCACUUACACACAUUCACGACACCACUUACACACAUUCACGACACCACUUACACACAUUCACGACACAACUUACACACAUUCACGACACCACUUACACACAUUCACGGCACCACUUACACACAUGCAACAUAAACUAACACUCGUCAUUGUUUCCUCCUGCCUUCAGGUCAACCACUCGGCCAUACAGGGUUUCCUGUUCAAGAAGAUGCCUAAGAUUCCACCCAAGGACCCAGUGUCCAUGGACGAGGUGUACAAGGACAUCAAAGAAUUCAUCUUCCCGGGGGUCAGUUGGGGGGGGGGGGGGCCCUAAGGGGAUGUGAGAUCGGGGGAGAGGCGUUGGGGGGGGGGGCCUCGCUAUGAGCAGUAUGACAGGUGUCAUGAUGGCAGUAUGUCAAUGAGGGGACUGGAAAUCUAAGAGUCUGGCAUCGUGUAGGUGUAGGUAGUGUCAUUGCAAAUAGGUGUCUACGUCAAGGGUGGACGUAUCUAUGUCAAGGCUUUGGCAUGUCCAUGUCAGGGAUGGGAGUGUCUAUGUCAAGGGUGGGCGUGCCUAUGUCAAGGAUGGGCGUGUCCAUGGCAAAGGUGGACGUGUCCAUGUCAAGGAUGGGGGUAUCCAGUGGUGGUGGCAUUUGUACUAGUGGUCCACUUCUGGGGUACACCUAUGACAAAGGUGGGCGUCACAUAACAUCAGAUUGUGUUUUUGUUUCUUUCCGUCUAGAAGGGGACCCGGCAACUUGGCCGUCACAGUGGGCUUUUGGGGUUGGGUUGUAGUGGGCUUGUAGUGGGCUUGUAGUGGGCUUGUGGUGGGCUUGUAGUGGGCUUGUGGUGGGCUUGUGGGGUUGGGUUGUAGUGGGCUUGUAGUGGGCUUGUAGUGGGCUUGUGGUUACAUAAUAUAUAAUUAUUCUACGUCAGUGGUGGCAGUAUGUUAUAGCUGCGUUAUUAUGUGUGGUGGUUUUGUAGAGAAGGCAGCACUAGGGGCAUAACAUCAUUGCAUGACUUGCGUCACUGACAGAUUCCACAAUGGCAGAGCCCCAAGCAUCACUCCUUGCUACCAGCAGGAGGAUCCUACGCCAGUCUGCUGGGCAGCAUGCUGUGUGACGGACUGGGCUGUGUGGGCUUUACAUGGGUGAGUAUUGGAUGGGAUUUACAUGGGUGAGUAUUGGAUGGGAUUUACAUGGGUGAGUAUCGGAUGGCAUUUACAUGGGUGAGUAUUGGAUGGGAUUUACAUGGGUGAGUAUUGGAUGGGAUUUACAUGGGUGAGUAUUGGAUGGCAUUUACAUGGGUGAGUAUUGGAUGGCAUUUACAUGGGUGAGUAUUGGAUUGGAUUUACAUGGGUGACUAUUGGAUGGCAUUUACAUGGGUGAGUAUUGGAUUGGAUUUACAUGGGUGAGUAUUGGAUGGCAUUUACAUGGGUGAGUAUUGGAUUGGAUUUACAUGGGUGAGUAUUGGAUGGCAUUUACAUGGGUGAGUAUUGGAUGGGAUUUAGAUAGGUGAGUAUUUGGUGGGAUGCAAAUUUAUGGAAUUUAUGUUGGUAUUACAUUAGUAAAAUAUUGUGUGAUUUACGCUGAAAAGGUAACGGUGUGGUUUACAUAGCAAAGUUAAAGAUGUGGUUUACAUAGAAAAGUUAAAGAUGUGGUUUACAUAGAAAAGUUAAAGAUGUGGUUUACAUAGAAAAGUUAAAGAUGUGGUUUACAUAGAAAAGUUAAAGAUGUGGUUUACAUUAGAAAAGUUAAAGAUGUGGUUUACAUAGAAAAGUUAAAGAUGUGGUUUACAUAGAAAAGUUAAAGAUGUGGUUUACAUUGAAAAUUUAAAAAUGUGGUUUACAUAGAAAAGUUAAAGAUGUGGUUUACAUAGAAAAGGCAUAGAUGUGGUUUACAUGGAAAAGGCAUAGAAUUGGUUUACAUAGAAAAGUUAAAGAUGUGGUUUACAUAGAAAAGGCAUAGAUGUGGUUUACAUGGAAAAGUUAAAGAUGUGGUUUACAUAGAAAAGUUAAAGAUGUAGUUUACAUAGAAAAGUUAAAGAUGUGGUUUACAUAGAAAAGUUAAAGAUGUGGUUUACAUAGAAAAGGCAUAGAUGUGGUUUACAUAGAAAAGGCAUAGAUGUGGUUUACAUAGAAAAGUUAAAGAUGUGGUUUAAAUAGAAAAGGCAUAGAUGUGGUUUACAUGGAAAAGUUAAAGAUGUGGUUUACAUAGAAAAGUUAAAGAUGUAGUUUACAUAGAAAAGUUAAAGAUGUGGUUUACAUAGAAAAGUUAAAGAUGUGGUUUACAUAGAAAAGUUAAAGAUGUGGUUUACAUAGAAAAGUUAAAGAUGUGGUUUACAUAGAAAAGUUAAAGAUGUGGUUUACAUAGAAAAGUUAAAGAUGUGGUUUACAUAGAAAAGUUAAAGAUGUGGUUUACAUAGAAAAGUUAAAGAUGUGGUUUACAUAGAAAAGUUAAAGAUGUGUUUAAAUAGAAAAGUUAAAGAUGUGGUUUACAUAGAAAAGUUAAAGAUGUGGUUUACAUAGAAAAGUUAAAGAUGUAGUUUACAUAGAAAAGUUAAAGAUGUGUUUACAUAGAAAAGUUAAAGAUGUGUUUACAUAGAAAAGUUAAAGAUGUGGUUUACAUUAGAAAAGGUUAAAGAUUUGGUUUACAUAAAAAGUUUAAGAUGUGUUUACAUAGAAAAGUUAAAGAUGUGUUUACAUAGAAAAGUUAAAGAUGUGGUUUACAUAGAAAAGUUAAAGAUGUGGUUUACAUAGAAAAGUUAAAGAUGUGGUUUACAUAGAAAAGUUAAAGAUGUGGUUUACAUAGAAAAGUUAAAGAUGUGGUUUAUAUAGAAAAGUUAAAGAUAUGGUUUACAUAGAAAAUUUAAAGAUGUGUUUACAUAGAAAAUUUAAAGAUUUGUUUACAUAGAAAAGUUAAAGAUGUGGUUUACAUAGAAAAGUUAAAGAUGUGGUUUACAUAGAAAAGUUAAAGAUGUGGUUUACAUAGAAAAGUUAAAGAUGUGUUUACAUAGAAAAGUUAAAGAUGUGGUUUACAUAGAAAAGUUAAAGAUGUGUUUACAUAGAAAAGUUAAAGAUGUGUUUACAUAGAAAAGUUAAAGAUGUGUUUACAUAGAAAAGUUAAAGAUGUGGUUUACAUAGAAAAGUUAAAGAUGUGGUUUACAUAGAAAAGUUAAAGAUGUGGUUUACAUAGAAAAGUUAAAGAUGUGGUUUACAUAGAAAAGUUAAAGAUGUGGUUUACAUAGAAAAGUUAAAGAUGUGGUUUACAUAGAAAAGUUAAAGAUGUGGUUUACAUAGAAAAGUUAAAGAUGUGGUUUACAUAGAAAAGUUAAAGAUGUGGUUUACAUGGAAAAGUUAAAGAUGUGGUUUACAUAGAAAAGGCAUAGAUGUGAUUUACAUGGGUUUGUUGGUGUACAGUGUUCAUUUUAAUGUGAUUUGUUUUUGAUGAUGUGUUUCCUCCUGUACACAUACACACAAACACUCACUCUCUCUCCAUCUAUCUCUUUCUCUCUCUCUAUCUCUCUCUCUCUAUCAUACACAUAUAAACGCAAACAUAUACGUAUACAAAAACAAACAAUAAAUUAAGUUGACGACAUAUUGUGUCCAUCAUAUUGAACACCAACGUCCUAAGAGGGACGUGGCUUUCAGUUGACCUGGUCUCAAUACAUUGUUUUCUUUUCGGUGUCAGCGUAGAAGAGGAGGUGGGGGUGGUUUUGUUGCAACUGUUGGGACAGUGUAACAACGCCUCUGUUGUUGGCAAUGUAUUACAUAUAGAUAUAGAUGGAUGGAUGGAUGGAUGGAUGGAUGGAUGGAUGGGUGGAUGGUGGGUGGAGGGAUUGAUCGAUCGAUCUAUCGAUGGUUAGAUUGAUUGAUUUGAUAACGUUAUCACUGCGUGACCACAUGGUGCUGAGUAGCAAUGUCCUCUGCAGGCAGACUGUCCGGCGGCUACUGAGUUGGAGAUGCUGGUCAUGAACUGGCUGGCCCACCUCAUCGACCUGCCCAAAGAUUUCCAUUUCUUCGGUAAAGGGUCAGCUUCAGGUGGAGGGGGCAUAAUACAGGUAAGAUGGUACAGGUGUAUUGAGAAGUAUGCAUUUCACUCACUGUAAAAGUGCCGCAUGGGCUCAAUAUUACAGGUGGGAGUUAUCUUAUAAGGAAAUAUCAGUUAUACUACAAGUCAAGUGUUAUGUUAUGGCCACACUCACCAACAGUCCCCGCCUUACAUUCCAAUGAAAUACUUCCCUUAACACUUCUAACAAUCAAGAACACCCUACUCCAAACAGGGGCGUAGCAGACUGGAGGGGGCGGGACAUGGAACCCUCUGCGGGUGUCAAAAAUGUCUACCUGUUAUAAAACUGUAAAGCACAGCAACCCCCCCCCCUCCUUAACCCCUGUCUAAACAAGUCACCUACGCCCCUACGAGUCCAAAUAACUCCGUGGGUUAAAAGUCCUUCCUACGUGUCCCCUAUUGUCCAGACGAGCACAACUGAAGCCUUGCUGACCGUUGCCGUGGCCGCCAAACGCAUCAUGCUGGACUAUCUGAAACUGACCAACCCCGAGGUCAGCGAGUGGGCGCUGCAGGAGAAGUUCAUGGUCUACUGCUCCGAGCAGGUAAAUUGUCCCCCAAUUCGUAUGCCAUUGGUGUUAAGUUAAUUUACCCACACUUCUUUUGCCUUGAUGCUAAGUGAAUUUACCCACAAUUCUUGUUCCUUGAUACUAAGUGAAUUUAUCCAAAAUUCUUUUGCCUUGAUGCUAAGUGAAUUUACCCACAAUUCUUGUUCCUUGAUGUUAAGUGAAUUUACCCACAAUUCUUUUGCCUUGAUGCUAAGUGAAUUUACCUACAAACAACUCAAUUUUUGUUGACGAAUGACCUUGAUGAUGUAACUCUUUAAUAAGGGAAAACUUGAGAAAGGAAACGGGACUGCCUUACAGGGUGACCCGGGGGUGCCUAACAAAUACAUACAGGGUGACCCGGGGGUGCCUAACAACUACAUACAGGGUGACCCGGGGGUGCCUAACAACUACAUACAGGGUGACCCGGGGUGCCUACCUAUUACAUACAGGGUGACCCCGGGGGUGCCUACCUAUUACAUACAGGGUGACCCGGGGGUGCCGUAUCUAGUUGACAGAGGGUUGCCAAAACUUAUUUGUACAGGGUUGGAAAGGGUGCCUUAUUAACUUUACACAUGGGGGAUGAAACUAUUGGAUACAGGGUGGCACGGGGUGUCGUAUCUAGGUGACGCAGGGGUGCCUAUAUUACUUGAUACAGUGUGACAUGGGGUCUUCCUUACCUUACAUAGGGUCGUUGAUUGAUUACUUGUGUAGCGCUUGUGUCCAUGCCUACACUACUUGAUUCAGUGUGAAAUGGGGGCGCCAUCUCUCAUCAACAAAAUGGGGUGCCUAAACUUCAUAAUUUUUUGACAGGCUCACCCGAGUUUAGAGAGGGUGUGUGAGAUCUCUGGGGUCAAGCUCAAGAGGUUGUGGACAGACAGGCAAGGCAUCAUGCAUGGUGACACCCUCAGGUUCGCCAUAGAGAAGGACAAGGCCAAGGGCUACCACCCUUUCCUGGUACUUUCCCUUAACAUUCCCCUGACCUUUUAUAUCUCUGACCUUUUGUAUCUCUGACAUUGGUAUCUCUGACCUUUUGUAUCUCNAUCGAUGUGCCCUAGAUCAGUGGUUACCAAUGCGCUCUAGAUCAGUGGUUACCAAUGCGCUCUAGAUCAGUGGUUACCAAUGUGCCCUAGAUCAGUGGUUACCAAUGUGCUCUAGAUCAGUGGUUAUCAAGACCUUUAAAGUAAAACUCCAGACACAUUAAAACUAAUCAUUCAAAUUCUUUUGCUUUAAAAUCCUCGACGAAUCGCAACAAAAUUAUGUUCUUUAAAUUCACCUGACACAAACCACAGAACGUAUUACCAUGAUAUUAGCACUGAAAGGUUAUGACAUAAAGUUCCAUCUUAAUUUUUGAUAGGUAAGGACGUGCACACCUAUACAUUUUUUUACUUAGAGAUAAUCUUUUUCAGGAGAUCUAGAUCAAAAUCUUGUUACACGACGGGGAAACGUAGACGGCACGAGUGUUAAAGACCGCUGCCCUAGAGGAUAGGAUUCGCUAUGAAGUGUUUACUUCAAUUUUUUUCGUAAACAGGUGAUACCUAUUACAUACAGGGUGACCCGGGGGUGCCUAACAACUACAUACAGGGUGACCCGGGGUGCCUACCUAUUACAUACAGGGUGACCCCGGGGGUGCCUACCUAUUACAUACAGGGUGACCCGGGGGUGCCGUAUCUAGUUGACAGAGGGUUGCCAAAACUUAUUUGUACAGGGUUGGAAAGGGUGCCUUAUUAACUUUACACAUGGGGGAUGAAACUAUUGGAUACAGGGUGGCACGGGGUGUCGUAUCUAGGUGACGCAGGGGUGCCUAUAUUACUUGAUACAGUGUGACAUGGGGUCUUCCUUACCUUACAUAGGGUCGUUGAUUGAUUACUUGUGUAGCGCUUGUGUCCAUGCCUACACUACUUGAUUCAGUGUGAAAUGGGGGCGCCAUCUCUCAUCAACAAAAUGGGGUGCCUAAACUUCAUAAUUUUUUGACAGGCUCACCCGAGUUUAGAGAGGGUGUGUGAGAUCUCUGGGGUCAAGCUCAAGAGGUUGUGGACAGACAGGCAAGGCAUCAUGCAUGGUGACACCCUCAGGUUCGCCAUAGAGAAGGACAAGGCCAAGGGCUACCACCCUUUCCUGGUACUUUCCCUUAACAUUCCCCUGACCUUUUAUAUCUCUGACCUUUUGUAUCUCUGACAUUGGUAUCUCUGACCUUUUGUAUCUCUGACCUUUUGUAUCUCUGACCUUUUGUAUCUCUGACAUUGGUAUCUCUGACCUUUUGUAUCUCUGACCUUUUGUAUCUCUGACCUUUUGUAUCUCUGACCUUUUGUAUCUCUGACAUUGGUAUCUCUCACCUUUUGUAUCUCUGACCUUUUGUAUCUCUGACCUUUUGUAUCUCUGACCUUUUGUAUCUCUGACCUUUUGUAUCUCUGACAUUGGUAUCUCUCACCUUUCAUAUCUCUGACCUUUUGUAUCUCUGACCUUUUGUAUCUCUGACCUUUUGUAUCUCUGACCUUUUGUAUGCCUGACCUUUUGUAUUUCUGACCUUUUGUAUCUCUGACCUUUUGUAUCUCUGACAUUUUGUAUGCCUGACCUUUUGUAUCUCUGACCUUUUGUAUCUCUCACCUUUUGUAUGCCUGACCUUUUGUAUCUCUGACCUUUUGUAUGUCUGACCUUUUGUAUCUCUGGCCUUUUGUAUCUCUGACCUUUUGUAUCUCUGACCUUUUGUAUCUCUGACCUUUUGUAUCUCUGACCUUUUGUAUCUCUGACCUUUUGUAUCUCUGACCUUUUGUAUCUCUGACCUUUUGUAUCUCUGACCUUUUGUAUCUCUGACCUUUUGUAUCUCUGACCUUUUGUAUCUCUGACCUUUUGUAUCUCUGACCUUUUGUAUCUCUGACCUUUUGUAUCUCUGACCUUUUGUAUCUCUGACCUUUUGUAUCUCUGACCUUUUGUAUCUCUGACCUUUUGUAUCUCUGACCUUUUGUAUCUCUGACCUUUUGUAUCUCUGACCUUUUGUAUCUCUGACCUUUUGUAUCUCUGACCUUUUGUAUCUCUGACCUUUUGUAUCUCUGACCUUUUGUAUCUCUGACCUUUUGUAUCUCUGACCUUUUGUAUCUCUGACCUUUUGUAUCUCUGACCUUUUGUAUCUCUGACCUUUUGUAUCUCUGACCUUUUGUAUCUCUGACCUUUUGUAUCUCUGACCUUUUGUAUCUCUGACCUUUUGUAUCUCUGACCUUUUGUAUCUCUGACCUUUUGUAUCUCUGACCUUUUGUAUCUCUGACCUUUUGUAUCUCUGACCUUUUGUAUCUCUGACCUUUUGUAUCUCUGACCUUUUGUAUCUCUGACCUUUUGUAUCUCUGACCUUUUGUAUCUCUGACCUUUUGUAUCUCUGACCUUUUGUAUCUCUGACCUUUUGUAUCUCUGACCUUUUGUAUCUCUGACCUUUUGUAUCUCUGACCUUUUGUAUCUCUGACCUUUUGUAUCUCUGACCUUUUGUAUCUCUGACCUUUUGUAUCUCUGACCUUUUGUAUCUCUGACCUUUUGUAUCUCUGACCUUUUGUAUCUCUGACCUUUUGUAUCUCUGACCUUUUGUAUCUCUGACCUUUUGUAUGCCUGACCUUUUGUAUCUCUGGCCUUUUGUAUCUCUGACCUUGGUAUCUCUCACCUUUUGUAUCUCUGAGCUUUUGUAUGCCUGACCUUUUGUAUCUCUGACCUUUUGUAUCUCUGACAUUUUGUAUGCCUGACCUUUUGUAUCUGUGGCCUUUUGUAUCUCUGGCCUUUUGUAUCUCUGACCUUUUGUAUCUCUGACCUUUUGUAUGCCUGACCUUUUGUAUCUCUGGCCUUUUGUAUCUCUGACCUUUUGUAUCUCUGACCUUGGUAUCUCUCACCUUUUGUAUCUCUGACCUUUUGUAUGCCUGACCUUUUGUAUCUCUGACCUUUUGUAUCUCUGACCUUUUGUAUCUCUCACCUUUUGUAUCUCUGACCUUUUGUAUCUCUGACCUUUUGUAUCUCUGACCUUUUGUAUCUCUGACCUUUUGUAUCUCUGACAUUGGUAUCUCUCACCUUUUGUAUCUCUGACCUUUUGUAUCUCUGACCUUUUGUAUGCCUGACCUUUUUUCACUAACACCAACUUCACCAACGCCCUUUUCAGUAAGAAGAACUUUGAUCAAAUUAGAGGAUGCAUUUUCCAAGCACUUUUUCCAGUAAGAAUUUUUUUAAAUGCGAAAGUUAUGAGAUGCAAAUUUCUAUCAAAUAAAAAAGAUAAGUGGUUGAUAAUUUGCUCUCUUCUCUUUGAGGUCAUUGCCACUGUCGGCAGCAUCGCGUGUACCUCUGUGGACCAGAUCGGAAAGAUGGGGCCAAUAUGUGAGUAAACUAGUGCAACAUAUGGUCAAUACACUUUACACCAGUGCUACGUGACCCCUACUUACAUCAAUGCUUCAUGUUGCUACUGAUACCAAUCUGGCAUGACCUCUACUGACCUCACUGACAGUAAUGCUACAUACCACGCAUGGCUACUUCUGAAUCCAGCAGUCCACUUACGACACAUUAUAUCCACAGUGGACGCUGAAUUCCCCAAGAUCUGGUUCCACAUCGAGUCUGGCUACGCUGGGAGUUCUUUCAUAUGUAGGGAGUACCAACCAUUGUUACAUGGGAUAGAUGUAAGUGGUGUGUCAUAGGCGAGGUUAUUGGGGGUACCAACCAUUGUUACAUGGGAUAGAUGUAAGUGGUGUGUCAUAGGAGAUAUUUUUGGGGGUACCAGCCACUGUUACAUGGGAUAGAUGUAAGUGAUGUGUCAUAAGCGAUGUUAUUGGCGGUAUCAGCCCCUGUUACAUGGGAUAGAUGUAAGUGGUGUGUAACAGGCGAGGUUAUUGGGGGUACCAGCCACUGUUACAUGAGAUAGAUGUAAGUGGUGUGUCAUGGGCAAGGUUAUUGGUGGUAAUGCCACUGUUACAUGGGAUAGAUGUAAGUGAUGUGUCAUGGGCGAAGUUAUUGGUGGUAAUGCCACUGUUACAUGGGAUAGAUGUAAGUGAUGUGUCAUGGGCCAGGUUAUUGGUGGUAAUGCCACUGUUACAUGGGAUAGAUGUAAGUGAUGUGUCAUGGGCCAGGUUAUUGGUGGUAAUGCCACUGUUACAUGGGAUAGAUGUAAGUGAUGUGUCAUAGGCGAUGUUAUUGGUGGUAAUGCCACUGUUACAUGGGAUAGAUGUAAGGGAUGUGUCAUGGGCGAGGUUAUUGGUGGUAAUGCCACUGUUACAUGGGAUAGAUGUAAGUGAUGUGUCAUGGGCGAGGUUAUUGGUGGUAAUGCCACUGUUUCAUGGGAUAGAUGUAAGUGAUGUGUCAUGGGCGAGGUUAUUGGUGGUAAUGCCAAUGUUACAUGGGAUAGAUGUAAGUGAUGUGUCAUGGGCGAGGUUAUUGGUGGUAAUGCCACUGUUACAUGGGAUAGAUGUAAGUGAUGUGUCAUAGGCGAGGUUAUUGGUGGUAAUGCCACUGUUACAUGGGAUAGAUGUAAGUGAUGUGUCAUGGGCGAGGUUAUUGGUGGUAAUGCCACUGUUACAUGGGAUAGAUGUAAGUGAUGUGUCAUAGGCGAGGUUAUUGGUGGUAAUGCCACUGUUACAUGGGAUAGAUGUAAGUGAUGUGUCAUAGGCGAGGUUAUUGGUGGUAAUGCCACUGUUACAUGGGAUAGAUGUAAGUGAUGUGUCAUGGGCGAGGUUAUUGUUUUGGGGUACCAGCGACAGUGGCAUGGCACAGAUGUAAGUUGAGGCAGGGGGAGGACUACAGGGGAAACAACCGAUUUCAUAGAUGUAAGUAGUUAGUCAGGGUCGGAACCAUGGGAGGGAACAGGCCAUUGCUUCAUGGAAUGGAUGUAAGUUAUGCCUCAGGGCGGAGUACAUUUGGGGUAACGUCCCCUGUCACACGUUUGAGAUGUAGGUUGUUUGUCAGGGGAGACGUUAUGUGGGAGUGCCACUACUGACGCGUUGGGAGUAUAAGAUAAAGAGUAGGUUAGGCAGUGGCAGGGGUUAGCGAGCUCAGAGUGUAUUUUAUCUUGGCAGGGUCGCAAAGGCAACCAAUUUUAAUGUGUCCAAAGGUCCCCAUGUUUUUUGGUUUAUGAGCCCAUGUUUAUUCCAUACACAGUACGCCGACUCUUUCUCGAUGUCAGCUCACAAGUGGAUGCCAGUGCACAUGGACUGCGCAUGUCUGUGGUAGGUCAAGUGACGUUCAUGUCAUUAUAAUUAUAGCGUGUCGGUGCACAGAUCCCCAGCAUCACACAUGGUGGAAUACCUGUCAAUAGAGUAGGAAGGAGAUGGUGGGGCUGCACGGUGCGCUUCCGCCACGAACUUUUUUGUUUAUAGCGGAGGGCAGCUUUUUAGGCUGACAGGGGGGGGGGGGUUCCACGGGAAAUUGUCAGGUGUCAGGGUAAGGUCGCGGAUAACUUAGAUCUAGUUGUCAUGCCAUUGUUGUUACGUCAUGGGGAAUCAAUUUUUAGUUUUAAUGUGGAUUUUUGUUUAUGGGGGGGGGCAGUUUUUUGGGGGGGGAGGGGGGGGGGGGGUUCCACGGGAAAUUGUCAGGUGUCAGGGUAAGGUCGCGGAUAACUUAGAUCUAGUUGUCAUGCCAUUGUUGUUACGUCAUGGGGAAUCAAUUUUUAGUGUUAAUGUGGACAUAUUUAGGAUUUUGAUGACAAAUUAAAAUUAGGGUUGCAAUGGGGACGAAUUUAGAUUCAAGAACGGGGCAAUUCUCGAUUACAUCCAUGUUCAACCAGUAUGGUCGUAUGCAAUAGAAGUUUACGGGUAAAUCUGAUGGUUUUUUUGUGUACAAUAUAGUUGUUUUUUUUUUUGUGUGUACAAUAGAGUUGUUUGUUUUUAUUGUGUACAGGGUCAAGAAAACUGCCCACCUAACACAAACAUUUGCAUGUGAAGAUCCCCAAGGACCCCUGUACAUCCCAGCAGAUGAUAAGAACAUCAUGGCGGAUUACAGGGUAGGUCCGAUGAUACUAGACUAAAGAGUUGGUCCGAUAAUAGUGGCAUAUAGAGUAGGUCCAAUUAUAUUGGCCUAUAGAGUAGGUCCCAAUUUAGUGGCCUAUAGAGUAGUUUCAAUUAAAGUGGCCUAUAGAGUAGUUCAAAUAAUAGUGGCCUAUAGAGUAGGUACCAAUUUAGUGGCCUGUAGAGUAGGUCCAAAUGUAGUGGCCUAAAGAGUGGGCCCAAUAAUAAUGAUAUAGUUAGGAAGAAACAGAUAUUAUUAUUUUUUUUUAAAAGCUAAAAAAACAAAAGAAAAAAAAAGAGUGAAAAUCAUCAUUCUGGUGCAUUCAACCAAUCAUCUGUUUAGACAAAACUACGGCCCGCGGGCCAGAUCCGGCCCACCUGGGUUACCGUAAAUCCGGCCGGCCUGGCUGCUGUAAGUGUACCUCGCAGGGCGCGACAAAUAUGAAACCAGACACUGAUCAUCUCAUUAGCCAUACUUUUCUUUGAAACUCCAUUAACUUUAGGUUGGAUCUAUGUUUCCUUCUGUUUAAAUUUGCUAUUGUUGUUGUUGUUUUGACUACAAAUGAUAUAUGUGCAGUGCGCAUUGAUUUAAGAUAUGUUCAGUGUGCAUAAAAUUAAUUCAUAUUAUUUUCAACUAUGCCACUACCAUUGUCCGAGGAGACUGUUCUGACCCUUUAUUUUUAAAAAGUUUGAGAACCCUUGGUAUGGAGCCAUCUCCCAUAAAAUGAGAUAAUGAAACGUUGCAAUACGUCAUAUUGAAAUGUUCAAAAGUCACUAUUUUCUUGGUCCCUGUUCGCAGUCCUGGAGUCUGCCAAUGACGAGGAGAUUCCGGGCCAUGAAGCUCUGGGUCGUCUUUAAACUUUACGGAGUCAAGGGACUUCAGCAGAAAAUAAGGGAGGUAAGAGGUAUAAAUAAAUAAUCUUGAUUUAUUUUCAUGGUUACCUCCCGUAGACCAGCCCGGCGAUAUGAGUUAAAUUCAUUCAUUUCAAUCAAAUUAUCAGCAUUGUCCACCAUGUUGUCCUUAGAAUGUUUUCCCUAAUGUUGUCCUGAAUGUUGUCCUUAAGUUUGUCCUUAAUGUUGCCCCCAAUGUUGCCCCCAAUGUUGUCCUCCAUGCUGUCAAAAAUGUUGUCCUUCAUGAUGCCCCCAAUGUUGUCCUCCAUGUUGUCCUCCAUGCUGUCCUCCAUGUUGUCAAAAAUGUUGUCCUUCAUGAUGCCCCCAAUGUUGUCCUCCAUGUUGUCCUCCAUGAUGUCCUCCAUGAUGCCCUCCAUGUUGUCCUCCAUGUUGUCCUCCAUGUUGUCCUUAAUGUUGUCCUCCAUGUUGCCCCAAUGUUGUCCUCCAUGUUGUCCUCCAUGCUGUCCUCCAUGUUGUCCUCCAUGCUUUCCUCCAUGUUGUCCCCAAUGUCGUCCUCCAUGUUAUCCGAAAUGUUGUCCUCCAUGCUGUCCUCCAUGUUGUCCUUAAUGUUGUCCUCCAUGUUGCCCCGAUGUGGUCCGCAAUGUUGUCCUAACUGUUGUCCUCCAUGCUGUCCUCCAGGACGUGAGGCGGGCCAAAGAGCUGGAGAAGCUGAUUGCUGAGGACCAUCGGUUUGAGGUGCUUGGUGACGUCAUGUUCGGGAUAGUACCUUUCCGGUGUAAGGUAGGAUUGUGGGAUGGCAUUUGCCCAAUUUUAUUCUGUCACGUGUACCGUGCUGUCACAUUGACCGCACUGUCACAUUGAUCACACUGUCACAUUGACCGCACUGUCCCAUUGACCACACUGCCACAUUAACUGCACUGUCACAUUGACCACACUGCCACAUUAACCGCACUGUCACAUUGACCAAACUGCCACAUUGACCGCACUGUCACAUUGACUGCACAGUCACAUUGACCGCACUAUCACAUUGACCACACUGUCACAUUGACUGCACAGUCACAUUGACCGCACUAUCACAUUGACCGCACUAUCACAUUGACCACACUGUAACAUUGACCGCACUGUCACAUUGACUGCACUGUCACAUUGACCACACAGUCACAUUGACUGCACUGUCACAAUGACCACAUUGUCACAUUAACUGCGCUGUCAGAUUGACCAUACUGCCAUAUUGACCGCACUGUCAUGUUGACCGCACCGCCACAUUGACCACACCGCCACAUUGACCGCACUAUCAUGUUGACCGCACUGCCAUAUUGACCGCACUAUCAUGUUGACCGCACUGCCAUAUUGACCGCACUAUCAUGUGUAACAUAGAGUCAAAGUAAGGAUACGGUUGUCAAUAAAAGACAACAUGUUUAGUUUGUUCUGAUUUCAGUGUCGACACCACUUCAUCAAAAGCCCAUUUGUUACCAUGGUGAUUAAGAUGGGAUGCAUGACAAUGUGUGUCACUCAGGGGCCGCGUCAUGUUUGUAAGCAAAGUGCUUCCUAAUUUUUGUCUGUCCUCCAACCUUUUAGCCCAGGGUCUCCAACUUGUUAGCCAAGGGACUCCAACCUGUUAGCCCAGGGACUCCAACAUGUUAGCCCAGGGCCUCCAACCUAUUAGCCCAGGGCCUCCAACCUGUUAGCCCAGGGUCUCCAACCUGUUAGCCAAAGGACUCCAACUUGUCAGCCAAGGGUCUCUAUGCAUCACCACAGUGACCAUUGUUAAUAUCGUUAGUUUCAUUGAAUUAUUCGGGACAUUCAAAUUGCAUGACUUUUUUUUUAAAAUAAGGACCAGCCCGGCAGUCCUUUAUAAGAUUAUCUGACCUCUGGUCUUCUCCUCUGACCAGCGUCCAGACAACAAUGACAUCAACUACGAGAUCCUGAAACAGAUCAACAAGACAGCGGUCAUCAAGAUGACCGGUGCCAGGAUAGGCUUCAAGUACUGGCUGAGGUUCGUCGUGUCAGGGAGGUACACGGACUCAGAGGAUGUUAAGUUCUCGUGGGACAUGAUCCGUCGGACAACCAACAAAGUAGGUCAAUGGUCAGUUGAAAGAUACGGGCUUGGUCAGUUGCUGGUUGGGGGAUAGUGGUCAGUUGUAGGGGGUGGUGUACUGGUCAGUUGCUGGAUGGGGGAUAGUGGUCAGUUGUUGGAUGUGACUUACUGGUCAAUAGCUGGGUGGGGGAUAGUGGUCAGUAGUUGGAUGUGGUGUACUGGUCAGAUGCUGGAGGGGAUAGUGGUCAAUUGUUGUAUGUGAUGUACUGGUCAGUUGCUGGGUGGGAGAUAGUGGUCUGUUGUAAAAUGUGAUGCACUGGUCAGUUGCUGUGUGGGGGAUAGUGGUCAGUUGAAGAAUGUGAUGUACUAGUCAGUUGCUGGGUGGGGGAUAGUGGUCAGUUGUAGGAUGUGAUGUACUGGUCAGUUGCUGUGUGGGGGAUAGUGGUCAGUUGUAGGAUGUUAUAUACUGGUCAGUUGCUGGUUGGGGGAUAGUGGUCAGUUGUAGGGGGUGGUGUACUGAUCAGUUGAUAAAUGGCGCGUAGUGAUCAGUUGAAGAUUGUGAUGUACUGGCGAGUUGCUGUAUGGAGCACAGUGGUCAGUUGUAGGAUGUGGUGUACUGGUCAGAUGCUGGAGGGGAUAGUGGUCAGUUGUUGUAUGUGGUGUACUGGUAAGUUGCUCCAUGGGGCACACUGGUCAGUUGCUGGAUGGGGAAAAUUGUCAGUCUUUGGAUAGAAAGUAGUGGUUAUACUUGAGGAUAUUUGGAUAGAGGAUAGUGGACAUUUUUGGAUAGAGAAUAUUGGUAUGUUUUGAAUGGAGAAAUUGGUGACUAAUUGGCUGUAGGAAAGUGGUCAGUUGGCUGGAAGAUUUUGGUCGUCUCUAGUUGUUAGACGGGUCAGUUGUUCAAUUCUCAUUUUGUGGACUAUGAAUGCUGAUCUGUUGUCUAAAAAAAUGAAUGUUGGUCAAAUGUUGGGUAUGGGACGUGUACAUCUUUAAUAACAUAUCAUUCUCAAAGAUGUCUGUCUAUGUUAUCAUAACCUGUCUAAGAUGUCUGUCUAUGUUAUCAUAACCUGUCUAAGAUGUCUGCUUAUGUUAUCAUAACCUGUCUAAGAUGUCUGUCUAUGUUAUCAUAACCUCUCUUAGAUGUGUGUGUAUUUUAUCACAACCUGUAUUAGACUUGUGUUUAUGUUAUCACAGCCUGCCUUAAAUUUGUGUCUAUGUUAUCAUAACCUGUCUAACACUUGUGUCUAUGUUAUCAUAACCUGUCUAACACUUGUGUCUAUGUUAUCAUAACCUGUCUAAAACGUGUGUCUAUGUUAUCACAAGCUGUUUUAACACGUCAUUCCCCUAGGUUAUCGCUGAAUACACAGAGAGACAACAUAAUGAGGACCGCUGUGGGAUGCCGGACUAUCGUCACGUGGUCAUGAUAGGAAAGGAGAAGAGGAUGGACCAGUCCGAGUCAAAGGAGGAGGACUCCCUACAUCAGCUCAGACAGUUCGAGUCAUUCCAGAGUUAGGAGUCAGGCAGUUUGAGUCAUUCCAGAGUUAGGAGUCAGACAGUUCGAGUCAUUCCUGAGUUAGGAGUCAGGCAGUUUGAGUCAUUCCAGAGUUAGGAGUCAGACAGUUCGAGUCAUUC